This is a messenger RNA of Pseudo-nitzschia multistriata, 1610 nucleotides long. NCBI's taxonomy places the organism in Eukaryota, Bacillariophyta, Bacillariophyceae, Bacillariales, Bacillariaceae. The record is from the annotation of a GenBank genome assembly.
CGAGAUCUUUUUCGUCCUGCCGCGAGUCAGCGACACGACUSUUACGGCUGCGAAGGAAUCAGAACGCACAAAAGACAAACCUUGUGGAAACGAGCGCAAAUUCAGAAGCAYGAACGRAGACGAUGCACCCGUUUCUGAGAACAUUGUUGAUUAGUGUCCUCCUGCCGACGGCAUCCUCGUUUGCCACCGGCAGCAAACACCUGCURAAAAAGUGCCGCUCGGAGCAGGAUUGCAGGGAUACRAAGCUGGCACUAUCGGUGCAGGAUGUUGCUCACGAUAUUGGUGUUUCGGUUCCCGCAUUGCAAGCAGGAAUUCCGGGAUAUCUCCUCUAUCCAUCCGUGUUUGCCGCCUGCUUUCGCAUCGGAGCCGCGAUUGCUGUCAUAGGCCAGCCGCGCCUCCCGAGCGACGACAACGACGGCUACCGCGUUGGGUCCAGGGUGGUCCGGCUGCCCCGACUCAAAUCCAGRGUCCGGUUGUUCUAUCCGUGCUCGGAUCAAGGCACGGACGGAACCGCGGCAACAGAGGGCAGAUACUGUACCGACGGGAGGGAGACUUCCGAUGGAAUGGCCGGGCUAGUGGGGUUUCGCCAGAUCGGACUCUCCUUCCUGCUGGCGCACCUGGCGGACGCACCGAGCGGCUGCUGCGAAGACCCCAGCGGUACCGGUGGCCCCUCGAUCCGCGACGGGGCCGGCUACCCCCUCCUCGUAUACAGCCACGGAUACGGCGGCAACAUGGACAUGUCCACCUACUUUCUCCGGGGCCUCGCGAGGAAGGGCUUUGUCGUCGCCGCCGUGGAACACACGGACGGGACGGCCUCCUCCACGCGGCUGUCCGACGGAACCCGCCUGGGCUUUGACCCCCGCCGGUCCUCGCUCCGGGACGGCCUGCGGCUGAGGUCGGAGGAGCUCCUCGAGGCCGUGGACUACCUGCCGGUGCUCUUCCCCGRUUCCAUCGGCCGAGUGUUCCUAGGGGGACAYAGCUACGGCGCGCCUUCCGCCCUGCUGGCGUCGCAGAAGCGGCCGGGGGGGAUCUCCGGCCUGGUCMUGCACGACCCCGCCCUCGGGAUGGGUUCCGGGAGCCUCUCGCUGCCCCCGGCGGUCCCGGCCGUCUCGUACGUCUCGGACGAGUACCACCGGGCMGGGAUCGCGUGCGGCGACGCGACCUACCACGUGCGGGGGGCCUUUCACGGAAACUUUGUGGACGCCCCGCUGUGGGCMCCCCUCUGGAUCAUGCGGACUCUCUCGCUGGUGAUCCCGGCGUGCGGGCCGGCCGAUCCGGAGAAAGUGCACGAGCAGCUGGCGGAGAGCGCGAUCGCCUUUGCCGCGGACCCCUCCGGGAGGGAAGGGGUGGACCGGGGCCUYUUCGAGCGGGUGGUGUGAGGGAGURUUGGGRGAGCUGGCGAACCGUAAAAAUGUUGGGACGGCAGAAMAAWGGKGUGAAUGCCAAUGRCUCGUUUUGUCGGAGGACCUGCCAAUCGCGUUCAAACUAUCUUGUAGAAGCCCAAUAAAUGAAUUGUAGCGCGAAACUAAAGUCCCUAGGGCACACAAUACCACCAGACUCUAGUGCAAGAAGAAUUGUUGUAGAAAUAGCAAUAAAUCACAGCAAUCACC